Helianthus annuus (common sunflower) is the source of this 2987-nucleotide messenger RNA. Its product is annotated as protein argonaute 4A. Gene Ontology annotation, molecular function: protein binding; RNA binding. Gene Ontology annotation, biological process: regulatory ncRNA-mediated post-transcriptional gene silencing. The record is from RefSeq and is a predicted model, not a curated record. Bases 173 to 2869 code for a protein of 898 amino acids. Gene Ontology annotation, cellular component: cytoplasm. The transcript has 21 exons. Lineage: Eukaryota; Viridiplantae; Streptophyta; Magnoliopsida; Asterales; Asteraceae.
CGUCCACACCACCUUCUUCUUCCUCAUCCUCUCCACUCUCUCUGCUCCAUACUUUCUCUCUCUAGAAAAUCGUUGCAGAAAAACCUUCGUCUUCCCUAACACCCUUUUUGUAGGGUUUUAGUUUUUCUUCAUUAUUUUCCAUUCUCUUGUUUCUUCAGGAAAACAAACGAAUAUGAAGCAUUCGGAAGCGGGACCAUCAAAGGCACUGCCACCACCUCCACCGGUGGUUCCACCAAGUUUUGUUCCUGUUAAAGUCAGUGGCUCAAACCGCACACCGAUGGCUAGACGCGGGUUUGGCACCAAGGGCCAGAGGAUCCCCCUGUUGACCAACCACUUUAAUGUCAAACUGAGCAGCACGAGUGACCACUUCUAUCAAUACAGUGUGGCUUUUUUCUAUGAAGAUGGGAAUCCCGUUGAAGCCAAAGGUGUUGGUAGAAAAGUACUAGACAUGGUCGAAAAUGUUUAUAAUUCCGAGAUGGGCGGCAAAGGGUUUGCCUACGACGGUGAAAAGACUCUCUUCACUGUGGGCCCUUUGCCCGGAACGAAGCUUGAGUUUCCCGUUUUGUUGGAGAAUCUGUCAACAAAUAGAACCGCACGAGGGGGCAUCUCGGAUGAAGUGGAUACCAAGAGAGCACGGCGUCCACCGCAAUCUAAGUCGUAUACGGUGAAGAUCAGCUAUGCCACCAAAAUUCCGAUUCAAGCCAUAUUUAACGCACUCCAAGGCCAAGAUUCUGAACAAUUCAGUGAAGCCGUAAGGGUUUUGGACGUUCUUUUAAGGCAACAUGCAGCAAAACAAGAAUGUCUUAUUGUUCGACAAUGUUUCUUUCGCGACGAUCCGAAAAACUACAUAGGCAUUGGUGGCGGGGUUUUGGGCUGCAGGGGAUUUCACUCCAGUUUUCGUGCCACUCAAGCUGGUUUGAGUUUAAACAUAGACGCAUCGACUACAAUGAUAGUCCGGCCAGGGAAAGUUGUGGACUUUCUUUUGGAGAAUCAAAACGUGCGAAACAUAAGGGAAAUCGACUGGAUUAAGGCUAAAAGAACUCUGAAGAGCCUCCGUAUCAAGUCCUUCCCCUCUAACCGAGAACAUAAAAUUAUCGGAUUGAGCGUAAAACCAUGUGGAGAACAGACAUUUUCAUUGAAACAAAAGAACGGUGACAGUCCAAGCGAUGCAGUAGAGAUAACAGUCUACAACUACUAUGCCAAACAUCAUCGUAUAGAAGUUAACCAAUCUCGUGAUUACCCGUGUCUAGACGUUGGGAAACCAAAGCGACCCGUUUACAUUCCACUCGAGUUGUGUGAGUUGUUACCCUUACAACGUUAUACCAAGGCGUUAUCGAACUUACAAAGAGCAUCACUUGUUGAGAAAUCCCGACAAAAGCCACGAGAGCGGAUGAAUGCUUUGAUGGGCGCGUUAAAGCAAAGUAACUACGGUGCGGAUCCUGUUAUUAACUCAACUGGUAUUACAAUCAGCACUACAUUCACCCAAGUUGAGGGCCGGGUUUUGGAUCCACCAAAGUUAAAGUUUGGAAGUGGAGGAGACUUGGUUCCUCGUGGAGGUCGUUGGAAUUUCAACAACAAGACAUUUGUUGAGCCCGCGAAGAAGAUUACAUGUUGGGCAAUUGUGAACUUUUCUGCACGCUGCAACGUCGAUGGCCUACGUAGAGAUCUACGGAGGUGUUCUGAAGCAAAAGGAAUGGAUCUUGAAGACGCGUAUGAUGUAAUUGAAGAGAGUCCUCAAUUUAGGCGUGCUUCUGCAACUGUUCGUGUAGACAAGAUGGUUGAAAAUAUGCGGAAAGCACUUCCGGGCCCACCGCUGUUUAUUCUAUGCAUCCUUCCUGAACGAAAGAAUUCAGACAUCUAUGGUCCAUGGAAGCGAAAAUGCCUUGUAGACUUGGGCUCUCGAACACAAUGCAUCGCCCCAACGAAGAUCAACGAUCAGUAUCUCACAAACUUGCUUUUAAAGAUUAACGCUAAGAUGGAUGGUAUAAAUUCUCUACUGUCUAUGGAGCAUUUGCAUUCUAUACCAUUGGUUUCACAGGCUCCCACCAUAAUCUUCGGAAUGGAUGUGUCCCACGGUGCUCCCGGCCGUUCCGAUGUUCCUUCUAUUGCCGCCGUUGUUAGCUCGAGGAACUGGCCGUUUAUCUCACGCUACAGGGCGUCUGUUCGUUCACAGUCUUCACGAGUUGAGAUGAUUGACGGCUUGUUUAAACCCAUUGCACCUGAUCAAGAUGAAGGGAUGAUCAGGGAGCUGUUGGAGGAUUUUUAUCUAAGUACUCCUAGGUUGAAGCCGGAGAAUGUAAUAAUUUUUCGGGACGGUGUAAGCGAGUCGCAGUUUAAUCAGGUGCUUAAUAUUGAGCUCGAGCAGAUCAUGGCGGCGUGUAAGUUUUUAGACGAGUCAUGGAAACCGAAGUUUAUGGUAAUUGUUGCUCAGAAAACGCAUCACACCAAGUUUUUCCAAACCAACUCUGAUUACAAUGUUCCACCAGGAACGAUUGUUGACAAUAAAGUUUGCCAUCCUAAAUACAAUGACUUCUACUUAUGCGCUCAGAAUGGACCGAUUGGGACCACCCGACCCACCCAUUACCAUGUACUUCUCGAUCAGAUUGGUUUCUCUGCAGAUCAGUUGCAGGAGCUUGUGCAUUCGCUAUCUUAUGUGUAUCAAAGGAGCACAACUGCCAUAUCUGUAGUUGCUCCGAUUUGCUAUGCUCACUUGGCGGCGGGACAGAUGGCACAGUUUGUCAAGUUUGAGGAUAUGUCGGACAGCGCUUCUAGCCACAGUGGUAGUGCAGCAGCUGGUGCUGGUGCUGGUGGUUUCAACCAACUUCCCAAGCUUCAUGAGAGGACACGCAGUUCAAUGUUCUUUUGCUAAUGAUUAAUUAAGAUUGUGAAUUGUUAAGACAUACUCAGUUCCUUACUUAUCAUGGUUUUUUUCCUUUAUUUUUGAAUAUUAUAUGGUAGUUAUCAUUACUGAAUCUUACUCUCUCUUA